Molecule: messenger RNA, 780 nt
Organism: Kogia breviceps (pygmy sperm whale)
Lineage: Eukaryota; Metazoa; Chordata; Mammalia; Artiodactyla; Physeteridae
Source: RefSeq, a predicted model, not a curated record
AUGGAAGGGAAGCCAGGUAGGAAGAGCACAGUGUUUCCCAGGUGGGUCCCUCCCCUGAUCACACAGGGUCCUUCCUCUCUCCUGGCAGCUGCUCAGGAUGGGAGCCCUCUGGCCUCCAGUUCUGCCCCUCCAGAGGCUGUCUCUGAGCAGAGAACCAGGAGGAUGAGAGGCCAGAAGAGGAAGAGACUGAUGGAUGUCAAGGGAGCCGCCCAGGAGAGCAGCCCCCUGGCCUCCAGUCCCACCUCCCCAGAAGCUGUCUCGGAGCUGAAGUCCUGGAAGAAGAGCAGUCAGAGGAGGAACAUGUGGACUGUCAGUCAUGUCGAGGGAACGAAACUCAGGAUGAGCAAGAGAAGAUCCAGUUAUCGUCCAGAAGACCAAGAGGCCUUCUACCGGCUUCUGGAGGACCCUGUUAUCCAGAGCUUCUUGGAAGCUGAUAUCUUCCUGAAAGUGUCUGACAAGUACCUGCUCUCCAUGGUGGUGGAGUACUUCGGCCGUGUCGGGCUGCCUGGUCACCUCUACAACAGGAUCCACUUCUUCCUGGCCCUCUACAUCGCCUCUGACAUGGAGGAGGACAACCCCACGGCCAAGCAGAGCAUCUUCCAGUUCCUGCUGGGCAGGGAGCACUGGCCUGACCUCUACAAGCAGUUCCUCAGGUUGAAGGUGGAAUUCUUCCAUGCGAUGGAGCACCGAGCCUGGGUCCCCCUGGAUUUGUGUGAGGAGAUCCAGGCCCAGAACCCACAUCACUGGGUCUGGAGUCGGGCACGCCAGUGCGCCCCCUAG